Molecule: messenger RNA, 2313 nt
Organism: Alnus glutinosa
Lineage: Eukaryota; Viridiplantae; Streptophyta; Magnoliopsida; Fagales; Betulaceae
Exons: 2
Coding region: 376-2019 (547 amino acids)
Source: RefSeq, a predicted model, not a curated record
UACUGUAGUCUAUAUAUGAAGUAAGAGGUAGGAGAAGAGAGAAGAGAGAAGAGAGAAUGAAUAUUGUAGGCCGAUCCUUGGAGAGCUAGGGCCUCUCGAAGAGCUCUUUAUGUUUCUUUUUGCAUUCUAAUUCCAGUAUUUCCAUUGUUAUCUUCCCCAAUUUCCAUAUCCUACCAUUAUUUACCUUACACAUACACAGACCCAGCUGCCCCUCGCCCCUCACUCCUCUCCAGUUUCCACUGGCCUUUCAUUCAAAGAAAGAAAAGAAAACCCUCUCGAUCGGCUUUCUCUCACUUUCUGUCUUUAGGGCUUCGAUUGGGUCUGCUCGAUCAACCAACCGAUCCCGGUUACGUUCAGCUUCAGAUCUUGAGGGAGAUGGAGGUACUCCACCAUUUUAGCCACGAGGAGCAUCCCUUGAUCUUUGUGGAAGAGUUACAAAACGAUGGCGCGAAUGAAUUUGUUUGCUCAGGGUGCGAAGAAUCAAUAUGGGGUCCUGCCUACAAAUGCUCUCGGUACUGCAACUUCUUCCUCCACAAGUCAUGUGCCGAGUUACCCCGUGAGAUACAACACCCUUUGCAUCCAAACCACACCCUUGUUCUCCAAGUGCCAUCACGGCCUAAACUUUGUGAAGCCUGCUAUAGGAGUUGCGAAAGAUGCUUCUUCUACCAUUGCAAUACUUGCGAUUUCGACGGCCUUCACAUCGAAUGCGCUUCCGGUUGGCGAACAAAACCUGAAGAUUGUCACCAGCAUGAAUUCGUUACCAUCUUUCAGCAGAUCCAGUUCACUUGUGAACUCUGUGGCGAGGAUCGCAACAGCUUUGCCCAGGUAUGUCGCAUUUGUCAACUCUUGGCCCACACUCCAUGUACUGAGAUGCCUCGUACAAUCAAAAUUAUAGCAGAUCGUCACUGGCUCAAUCUCGUGUAUUCACUUGGUCAAGUGAUGAAGGAGCACGACGACUGUGUACUCUGUAACCUCUGCGGUAAAAAGCUCAACCUCAAGUAUGCGGCUUAUUAUUGUCAACAGUGCGAUUUCGUAGCCCACUUGGAAUGCGCACGCCAAAAUUGGAUUGGACUAAGUGAUACCGUAGACUCAAGCAUAGAUCUCAUUGAGGACAGCGACUUUGAAGAGGAUGAAGAACUUGAGGUGAUCAAACAUUUCAAUCAUAAACAUUACUUAUUCAUCAACCGCAACGAAGUCGAGGUUCAUGAUCAUAAGCUGUGCAAAGGUUGUAUGCAAUCAAUUUCCGCCCCAUUUUAUAGUUGUGACCAAUGCGAAUACUUUCUCCAUAGCAAAUGUGCUCGACUUCCCUUAAAGAAGCGACAUCCAAACCACCCACAUCUUCUUACCCUCUCUGCAAGGGGAAGGGAAAGUUACAUUGAUGGCCUCGUAUUUUGCAAUGCUUGUGGUCGUUACAGCCAUGGCUUCGCUUAUACAUGUCACAAAUGUGAUUACUAUAGCCUUGAUAUCCGAUGUGGUUCGAUUUUGAAAAUCUUUAACCAUGAAGUUCACCAACACUCCCUAUUUCAUGCUUUAAGUUCCGUUGAAAAGUGUCGUGCUUGUGAUGGGUCGGAGAAUACCAAUGGUGUAUUUGUCUGCACUAAAUGCAGUUUUGCCUUGGGUUUUGAAUGUGCAACCCUCCCACUCAAAGCUAAGUAUGAAUAUCACCCACAUCUUCUCUCACUCACUCACGUUACUGCCAAAAAUGAUUUUGAAGAAUACUAUUGUUUAAUUUGUGAAGAAGAAAGAAAUUCAGAUCAUUGGUUUUAUUACUGUGCACAAUGUAACUUUGGUGCUCAUCCUCGAUGUGUUGUAGGGAGGAAUCCCUACAUUAAGUAUGUAAGAAAUUUGACUCGGAAAUAUCACCAACACCGUCUCAAUUUUGUCCGGAGAACUAAGGUCUCUCGUCCAUGUGAUACCUGCGGUGAAACUUUUGAUGGACAUGUGGCCCUAGGCUGUACACAAUGCAAAUCCAUCAUCCAUUGGACGAAGGAAUGUAUGGAUAAAUGGAUAAUAAAAUAACAUGGAGAAAUAUUACAGCCAUGAAUAGAUUUGGUAGUCAUUCAAAGUUCGACAUUAAUAGACCUCAGAAACUCAUAUCCACUCACCCAAACAACAGAAGAGCCUCCAACUGAUCACAUGGUCUCUUGAUCUGUCAUUAGCCUGAAUCAAACCUCAUACGAUGAUGAUCAUUGAAGUGCUUGGAGUGAACUUGAAUCAAAUGCUACAUUUGAAUUGUUUACAGGUACUGUGAGGGUCACAUUCUGUUGCCAUCAAAUUGCUCAUUAAAUUAAUUACUAGUCAUUUGAUGAACAA